This is a messenger RNA of Dalotia coriaria, 945 nucleotides long. Its product is annotated as acyl-CoA Delta-9 desaturase-like. Gene Ontology annotation, cellular component: endoplasmic reticulum membrane. NCBI's taxonomy places the organism in Eukaryota, Metazoa, Arthropoda, Insecta, Coleoptera, Staphylinidae. The record is from RefSeq and is a predicted model, not a curated record. Gene Ontology annotation, biological process: unsaturated fatty acid biosynthetic process. The transcript has 3 exons. Gene Ontology annotation, molecular function: iron ion binding; stearoyl-CoA 9-desaturase activity. The coding region runs from base 1 to 945 and encodes 314 amino acids.
AUGAUUGAUGAUGAAUUGAAUAACGGAACAUUGUACGGCUUUUAUCUAAAGUUAACAUCACCAGAUCAUGGUUAUCUCAGCAGUGCAGCGUGUAAAUUCUUCGCUGUAGCUGCAAGUAUCGGAAUAACAGCCGGAGCGCAUAGAUUAUGGACUCACAGAUCAUAUAAAGCAUCAUUUUCUGUGCAAAUCAUAUUGAUGAUCAUGGCUACUUUAACAUAUCAAAACAGUGUUUAUAUUUGGGCAAGAGAUCAUCGUUUACAUCAUAAAUAUGCUGAAACAGACGCUGAUCCUCAUAAUGCAAAGCGAGGUUUCUUUUUCAGCCAUAUUGGAUGGUUAAUGGUUAGAAAACACGAAGAAGUAAAACGUAAAGGUCUCACUCUCGACAUGAGUGACUUGGAAGACAAUCCGAUUGUGAUGUUCCAACAUCGCCAUUACGGCAAAUUAGUGCUGCUAAUUGCUGUCAUAAUGCCCAUCGGCAUCGAACGGCUGCUGAUUGGUGCGCCGUGGCGGGAGACCAUUUUUAUCUAUACCAUCUAUCGGUAUGUUGUUUCGGUGAACACCACUUGGUGUGUCAACAGUUUGGCGCACUUGUACGGGCAUAAACCUUAUAAUACUAAAAUAGGACCAACUGAGAACCCACUGAUGAAAAUAAUUGGUAUGGGUGAAGGCUUUCACAAUUACCAUCACACAUAUCCAUGGGACUACAAAGCCUCUGAGUUUAUCAACGAUUAUCGCAAUCCCACGACGAUUUUAAUCGACUUUUUAGCGAAGUUAGGUUAUGUUUGGGACCGCAAAACAGUUUCACAAGAUAUAAUCAAUAAAAAAAUCAUCAAAUCGGGUGACUUUUCAUCGCGGGAUGAUCAUAUGCUACGUGACAAUCUCACAAAGACAAUUUGGAAUCUGAUUUACAUGAUUUUGUUGUGUUCGUAUGUAGUUUUAGCUUAG